AUUUACUUCCUGUGUAAAAGGUCAAAAAAGCUUUUUAUGGACGAUCUUCGUUUUGUGGUUUGUGAAGUGUUUUAUGUCGUUUAACAAAAUCUGAUGAAAACAGUGAAUUAAUUCAAAGUCCAAAAUGUCGUCGGAAGACUUAAUUGGACCUGCUUUGCCUCCAAUGUUUCUAAAGGAGAGCUCCGAGGACGAGCUUAAUGAAAAUGACUUUGCUGGGCCGGCAUUGCCUCCCGGAUACAAACGGGAAGAGGCGUCGAGCUCUUCGGAUGAAAGUGAGCCGGAGAUCGCCAGGAAAAGAGCAAAGACGGGGCACAGCGCUGGAGACCGGCCUGAACAGAGCAGUAAUGAAGAUGACGGUUUCUUUGGGCCAGCUCUGCCUCCAGGAUUUAAGAAACAAGAGAGUUCUCCUGAAAGGCGCCCCAUUGUUGGUCCCGCCCUGCCCCCGGGGUUUUGCAAAGCAGCACAGAAUCAAGAGGAUGACAGUGAUGGUGAAGAUGGAGAAUGUCUCCCAGGGCCCGCUCUACCUCCAGGCUAUUGUGCUGAAUCCUCCAACAGUGAGGGAGAGGAUGAGGAAGUGAUUGGACCCAUGCCUGCCAAAGGCCCUGUUCAAAACUCUGUGGCCCUUGAUAUUGAGCGCCGAGCAAAACAGAUGAAAGACAAGCUGACAGGAGUUGAAACUCCUGCACUGCCAACUAGAGAAACAUGGAUGACUGAGCUUCCACCAGAAUUGCAACACAUCGGCUUGGGAGCUCGUACGUUUAAGAAAAGGACUGGUCCAGAAAAUAAGGAUCGCUCCAUUUGGACAGAUACACCAUCAGACAGGGAGCGCAAAGCUAGGGAGCGUCUUGAAGGUAAGAAUAAAAAAGAAUCAGAGAAAAAGGAUGAUGUCACGCAUGUUUCUAGAAAGGACUUGGAAAUGGCAGAAAAGGUUUCUAAAUAUAAUGAGUCUAAACGUGCCGAGUCUCUAAUGACUUUGCACGCAAAGAAGAUGAAAGAGAAAGCUAAGGACAAGGCGGACCAACCAGUGGAAAGAAGACCAUUUGAUCGCGAUGCAGACCUGCAGGUGAAUCGAUUUGAUGAAGCUCAGAAGAAACAGCUGCUGAAGAAAUCUCAGGAACUAAACACGCGGUUCUCCCACAGCAAGGACAAAAUGUUUUUGUAAUAAAUUGCUAAAACAUGCAUAGUCUAAUUUGGACUUGCAGCAAUUUACCAGCAGGGUUUCUGGAAGACUUUUUUUUUUUAUAAAUGUAUGUACUUGUUUGUGGAAAUGCAGAUUGUUUGUAUAAUUUUGCUGGGGGGGGGGGGGGGGGGGGGGUGAACAUUAGUUUAAACAUGAUGUGUUUUUGUGACCUGUUCUGAUAUUGUAUUUACAACCCUCUCCAUGUUUUUAUGUUCCUCUUUAAAUUAAAAUGUAUGAAAGUUUUUGUUAUCUUUAACCAAUUUUGUUUUGACUUUCCAGUUGUAUAAAAUUAAAAAAAA
Oryzias latipes (Japanese medaka) is the source of this 1479-nucleotide messenger RNA. It is a transcript of the gene gpalpp1, whose product is annotated as GPALPP motifs containing 1. The record is from RefSeq and is a predicted model, not a curated record. Lineage: Eukaryota; Metazoa; Chordata; Actinopteri; Beloniformes; Adrianichthyidae.